Messenger RNA from Penicillium taxi, 3564 nucleotides. RefSeq names its product putative C2H2 transcription factor (AmdX) (gene amdX). Gene Ontology annotation, biological process: DNA-templated transcription; regulation of transcription by RNA polymerase II. Gene Ontology annotation, molecular function: zinc ion binding; DNA-binding transcription factor activity, RNA polymerase II-specific; RNA polymerase II cis-regulatory region sequence-specific DNA binding. Gene Ontology annotation, cellular component: chromatin. NCBI's taxonomy places the organism in Eukaryota, Fungi, Ascomycota, Eurotiomycetes, Eurotiales, Aspergillaceae. The transcript has 3 exons. The record is from RefSeq and is a predicted model, not a curated record. Bases 1 to 3564 code for a protein of 1187 amino acids.
AUGCCUUUGGAUGCUAUGGUCGGUCAGAGUCAAAAACAUAGCCCCAAAGUGUUGGACCUAGCCAGUAUCAACGAAAUUCCCAAUAUGCCCGCUCCAGCCAAGGAGAACAAGAAGCAGAGUGAAACCGUUGUCCAAGCCCAUGGAAAUCACCCUCCUCCGAAGACAGACAAGCCUCGGCCGCAUGGCUGUACCACUUGCGGUCGCUCCUUCGCACGACUGGAACACUUGAAGCGCCAUGAGCGUUCGCAUACCAAGGAAAAGCCAUUCGAGUGUCCCGACUGUUCUCGAUGCUUUGCUCGCCGCGACUUGUUGCUGCGACAUCAGCAGAAGUUGCAUAUGACAACCACUCCAUCCUCUCGCCCGAGAAAUGCUCGUCGGGAAAGCACUGGUACAGCCACGAGUGCUGCGGCCAAUCGGGUUCGCAAAAACUCCAUCGCCAACAACUCAUCGGUCCGCCCUCGAGCUAAUACCAUUAGUCACGUCGAUGGUAACGCCCUGGGUAUCGCUAGUGCGGGCAUUGCUAAUACGGGCAUUGCCUCCUCGACACCCAAACAACACCAACACCAACACCAACAACAACAACAACAACAACAACAACAGCAUCCCUACCAUCACCCGAGCCUGAGCUCAUCGGUCGGUUCGUCUAUGGAUUAUCGGUUCGGCUCGGGUCACCAGGCAGUGAAUGGCUUGUCUAAGAUUGAGACUUCUGGACUCCCCAUGAACAUGUCUGGUGGACUGCGAACGGCUCCCGUCUACGGUAGUUUUGACAUGGGUAUCGAUGGUAUGCUCAUGGGACAUGGAAGCACAAUCAACCCCGCGCAGUUACACUUUGCAGGUUCCCCCCAAGGUUUUGGUGACUCCCCCUCCUCCCCCUUUGGCCACCACCAUCAUGGUUUGCCCCCUUCGAACGACCCUAUGAUGGAUGACGAGAUGAACUUUGACUGGAUGAACGGAUUUGACACAGCGGUGGCUUUGGGCAACGGCAAUGACUCAGUUGUGGACGAGUCGUCGCCCUCGGCGAUGAGCACGGGUAGCCAGAGUGGUAUCAGCGAGGCCAUGAUAGAUGGUCCCAACCGUAUCCCCAUUUCCAAUGGCUGGCACAACCCAUUUCCCGUUCAUACUUCGGCUUCAGCUAAUCAGUUCGCCAUCGACUUCUCCCCGACGACACUCAAUGAAUUUGGUAUUCCGCCGGAAACUGUAUCGCCCAAAUCACUGAUGAAUCAGAACCCAUUCGUGGAGACUUACGCCACACCCCCAUCCAUGACCUCGGUGGGCCAACCCAUCUUGGGUCAUUCGCAGAGUAUGUUUUCAUCCUCUAUGGCAACCAGCGGAGAAUCUCCUAAUCUUCUCAACGUUCCUUUCCCGAAUAGUGCCCUACGAAAUCAACAUUCCUCAAUCUCAACGGAUUCAUUUACAGACUCCACACGACAGGCUCUAUUAACGAGCAUGUCGCAACCCACUGGCUUCAAUCACCGCAAAUAUUCUCAACCCGCAAGUGGCCUCCUAAGCAGUCGUGAGCUGUUCGCCCGCUCCACUGGCUUCAAAAAUUUUGGUUCAUUACCUAGUACUCCCGACAUCCAACGUUACAUCUCCGCCUACCUUUCCUACUUUCAUCCGCACAUGCCGUUUCUCCACGUCCCGACUCUCAAUUUUCAGGCCCCCGAGUAUACGAAUAAUCUGCGCAUGCCCAGCGGGCAUCUCAACCUCAGCUCUACCGGCGUUUCCGGAGGAGGAGGCUGUCUGAUUCUAUCUAUUGCUGCAAUCGGUGCUCUCUAUGAACACGAGGUUGCCGCGUCCAAGGAUUUGUUCGAAGCAGCCAAGAAGAUGAUUCAACUCUAUCUUGAAGAGCGUCGAAAGGCCGACAUGUCUGCAGCUCUAAAGCGUUCCAAUAACUCCCACGACAAUUCUGUUCAAAAUACUCCACUCUGGUUGGUACAGGCGAUGUUGCUGAAUGUGAUAUAUGGCCAUGCCUGUGCCGAUAAAACAUCUGCAGAUAUCGCCAGUACCCACUGUGCCGCUUUGGUGAGCCUCGCACGUGCAGCUGAACUAACCCACCACUUGGACCCCAAAAGCUUGCCCCAAGAUCAUCUUACCCCCGGAAUUAAUGGCUUGAAUGAUUCCGAUAAUUGGAUGUCGUCGUCAUAUAGUCAGCCCCAAGACCGACGUGAAUGGCUCAAUUGGAAGAUCGUGGAAGAACGGAAACGUACACUCUUUGCCAUCUUUGCGCUUUCUAGUUUCAUUGUGUCGGCCUAUAACCAUGCGCCAGCUCUGACAAACUCUGAGAUUCGGCUUGACUUGCCUUGUGAAGAGAAUUUGUGGGCGGCUGAUUCCCCUCAUGUAUGGAAGCAGAUAGGGGGAUUGACGGCCUCGAAAAAGAGCGUCUCAUUCUCGUCUGCCUUGACUUCUCUUUUGACGGCAAGCCAGCGAGAGCAGAAUCAAUCUUCGAACUUAUUCUACAAUGGCAAUAAAGAUGAGCCAUCCAAUGCGAGCCAGCCAAGUACUUUUGGUUGUCUUGUUCUGAUCUACUCGCUGCACAAUUACAUUUGGGAAACCCGACAAAGGCACAUGGGGCGACAGUGGACUACUCAAGAAACCGAAGCCAUGCAAUCACACAUCGAACCGGCAUUGAGAGCCUGGCAAACUGCGUGGGCUAGCAACCCAGUCCACAGUCUCGAGCGACCGAAUCCAUUUGGCGCUGGGCCACUGUCUGCCGACAGCAUUCCGUUGCUGGAUCUGGCUUACGUUCGAUUAUUCGUCAAUCUCGGUCGAUGUAAGGAAGCCUUUUGGCAGCGCGAUUGGAACGGAAUGGCUGACGAGCUCGCGCGGGGUAUGGAGGUCUUUCAACAUGCUGCUGAUACAGCAAUGAUGAACGACUUGGUUGACCCCACUCUGACCGGUGCACUGAACAACCGCCGAGAAUCGAUCAACGACCUCGGUGUUGGUGACCUUGCCAUCUCAAAGACUCCGACGCAAGAGGAGCCGAUGCAAAAACUGUCCGGCACGUACAAAGCUGGCCAAUCUAAGCGAGAGAAGCAUCUGCGCAAAGCAGCAUUCUACGCUGCUGAUUCUAUUUCCAUGUCCGAUCGUCUGGGCAACACUUAUGCCGAGUUUUCCUCGCGGGAACUUCCCAUUCAGUGUGCCCUGUGUACUUUUGACUGUGCCCAAGUGUUGGCAGAGUGGAUCACAAUUGUUCAGGAACGAGUUGGGCCAUAUCUCGGCAUCUUGGGUCGUGACUAUACCGAUCUGACCCAGGUGCCGGGAGUAAUGCUGCUCGAAGAAGAGGAAUGCAAGCUCGUGGAGAAGAUUAAGGAUAUCCUACAAAAUAUUGAAACAAAGAUGCAGCAUAGGAUGCAAAAGAACAACUCGAUGUCGGCUCUUAGUACGAUGCAACGACUGCCUAGUGCGGUGGAAGGAGGAUACGGGUGUAAAAUAUUGAUUGCUACAGCAAGCCUUUUGGAUCAGGCAGCUGUAUGGCCAGUGACAAAACUGAUGGCGCGCUCCCUUGAGGCACAAGCGAUUCGAAUGAAGGAGCGGGCUGAACAUUCCGUGAUGAUGACCACUUAA